Molecule: messenger RNA, 576 nt
Organism: Sclerotinia sclerotiorum 1980 UF-70
Lineage: Eukaryota; Fungi; Ascomycota; Leotiomycetes; Helotiales; Sclerotiniaceae
Exons: 1
Coding region: 1-576 (191 amino acids)
Source: RefSeq, a predicted model, not a curated record
AUGGCAUCUCCUUCCAUCAAGAAUGUGCAUUUCGUGGGUAGCAUCUGUCUCCCUGACACAUCCACCAUAUUCCGCAGACUCGGUACCACAUUUCCCACGCAAUUAAAGCGAAUUCCCGACGGCGAGCCGGGUAAUCGAGGGAACUUUGUCCUCUGGCAACGAAGUGUUUUCUACAGAUACCCUUACCUAGUUCGCUCUCUAUAUUUCUCUCUAGCAAAGGAUCCAGGACCAAUCCCUAUAUCCCCGGAGAAAAUUCAACUUAUGCCUAUCGGAUAUGACGAUGCAGCCAUCGAUUCAUAUGCUACAUUCUGUAGACUUCGAUAUGAUGGUAUUAUACCCAUGGGAGUGAAGUUUCAGGUUUCGCUUCCUACACCGAUUAAUGUUCUGCAUGUAUCGAUCGAGCCUGCUUUUCAAGAAGCGCUUGAACCGGUCUAUACAAAGGCUUUUUUGAAAGCUGUUCGUCAUAUUCAAGAAGAGAUUCCUGCAGAAGAUUUAGCUAUUCAGUGGGAUGUUGCUGUGGAGUUUGCAUUUCUGGAAGGAAUCGUAUCACCUCCACAACCAUGUAAGUAUGAUUGA